AUGGGGAACUGCUUCCGGUCCGGCGGCAAACCCACAAGCCCUCCGGCCAAAGGGAAGCCGUCGCCGUCGUCGUCCACCAGGGAGAGCGGCGGCGGCGGCGGGAGGGAGGAGGAGUCCUUGGAGUCAUACCGCCGGUGGCCGAGCGCGGGCGGGCGUGUCCUGGACGCGCCGAGGCUGCGGGUGUUCACGCUGGCGGAGCUGCGGGCGGUCACGCGCGGGUUCAAGCCGGAGAUGGUGCUCGGGGAGGGCGGCUUCGGGCGGGUCUACAAGGGCUGGGUCGACGACCGCACCCUCAACCCGGCCAAGAGCUCCGCCGGCGUCGUCGUCGCCGUCAAGAGGCUCAACGCCGAGAGCGUCCAGGGCCUCCAGGAGUGGCAGUCGGAGGUGAACUUCCUGGGGCGGCUGCAGCACCCGAACCUGGUGAGGCUGCUGGGCUACUGCGGCGACGGCGAGGACCGCGACCUCCUCCUCGUCUACGAGUUCAUGCCCAAGGGCAGCCUCGAGAACCACCUCUUCCGAAGGGGCGGCUCGUUCGAGCCGCUGUCGUGGGCGACGAGGCUGAAGAUCGCCGCCGGCGCCGCGCGGGGGCUGGCGUUCCUGCACUCGCCAGAGACGCAGAUCAUCUACCGGGACUUCAAGGCGUCCAACAUCCUCCUCGACCACGACUUCGCCCCGAAGCUGUCUGACUUCGGGCUGGCCAAGAGCGGGCCGGCGGCGGGGCGGUCGCACGUCACCACGCGGGUCAUGGGCAGCUACGGCUACGCCGCGCCCGAGUACGUCGCCACGGGCCACCUCUACGUCAAGAGCGACGUCUACGGCUUCGGCGUGGUGUUGCUAGAGCUGCUCACGGGGCUCCGCGCGCACGACCCCAACCGGCCCAGCCACCAGGCCAACCUCGUCGAGUGGGCGCGCCCCUACAUCGCCGGCGGUAGGAAGCUCACCGGGCUCAUGGACCAGCGCCUCGCCGGCCAGUACCCGCCCAAGGCGGCGCUCCGGGCCGCCAGGCUCGCGCACCGCUGCCUCUGCGGCGACCCCAAGGCCCGGCCCUCCAUGGACGACGUCGUCGCCAAGCUCGAGGAGAUCGACGCCAGAGGGAGCCGCGACGCGCUGCCGCCGAGGCCGAGGCCCGUCCCGGCGACAUCACAAAGGUCGCCGUACCGCGGUUCAUCCAAGCCGGCCUGA
Messenger RNA from Triticum turgidum subsp. durum (durum wheat), 1182 nucleotides. The record is from the annotation of a GenBank genome assembly. NCBI's taxonomy places the organism in Eukaryota, Viridiplantae, Streptophyta, Magnoliopsida, Poales, Poaceae.